This is a messenger RNA of Myotis myotis, 1505 nucleotides long. RefSeq names its product E74 like ETS transcription factor 5 (gene ELF5). NCBI's taxonomy places the organism in Eukaryota, Metazoa, Chordata, Mammalia, Chiroptera, Vespertilionidae. The record is from RefSeq and is a predicted model, not a curated record. Bases 534 to 1301 code for a protein of 255 amino acids. Gene Ontology annotation, molecular function: DNA-binding transcription factor activity, RNA polymerase II-specific; sequence-specific DNA binding. Gene Ontology annotation, biological process: regulation of transcription by RNA polymerase II; cell differentiation. Gene Ontology annotation, cellular component: nucleus. The transcript has 7 exons.
GGCCCAGAAAGGCAGGGGGCCUUUUCCCUUUGAGCCCUCACUUACGGGAAUUCCCGAUGUGGAUUCCAGGAAAUGGAAGGGGCUUUGGGCUCCAGGGGCUCUUUCCUUUCUCAUAACCCCUAUCCCUUUUCAGCCUGCCUCCUGUUCAGGGUAUAAAGCCAGCCAAUCCGUGGGAAAAUCAGAGUCCGAACGCAGGCAGCCUUGACCUCUGUUUGAUAUGGCUCCCAGGGGGAGAUCCACGGGCACGAUAAUCCGCCUGCAGCAUUAACCCUCUGUGGGCCUCGGAAGAGGUUCCCCGUGGGGUCUGGCAACUCUUCAUGGACGGCACAGAAAGGGACCUGCAUGUGAGGCUUUGAACUUGGUUGCUUAUCUAUGUCAGGAGCAUGGUUCUCAUGAACAUUUGAUGAUGAUGAUGAUGAUGAUGAUGAUGAUGAUGAUGAUGAUAGAUUUGCCAGCGCCCCCAAAGAAUCGGGCUUUGUUUUCUGGAACCACACAAUCCCUGCCCCUCUCAGUACUGAGGUCCUACUUGGGUGAUGUUGGACUCAGUGACACACAGCACCUUCCUGCCCAACGCGUCCUUCUGCGACCCCCUGAUGUCCUGGACUGACCUGUUCAGCAAUGAAGAGUAUUAUCCUGCCUUUGAGCACCAGACAGCCUGCGACUCCUACUGGACGUCCGUCCACCCCGAGUACUGGACGAAGCGCCACGUCUGGGAAUGGCUCCAGUUCUGCUGCGACCAGUACAAACUGGACACCAACUGCAUCUCCUUCUGCCACUUCAACGUCAGCGGCCUGCAGCUGUGCAGCAUGACCCAGGAGGAGUUCGUGGAGGCGGCGGGCCUCUGCGGGGAGUACCUGUACUUCAUCCUCCAGAACAUCCGCUCCCAAGGUUACUCCUUCUUCAAUGAUGCUGAAGAGACCAAAGCCGGCAUCAAAGACUAUGCUGAUUCCAGUUGCCUGAAAACAAGUGGCAUCAAAAGUCAAGACUGUCACAGUCACAGUCGAACGAGCCUCCAAAGUUCUCACCUCUGGGAAUUUGUGCGCGACCUGCUCCUGUCUCCCGAAGAAAACUGCGGCAUCCUGGAGUGGGAAGACAGGGAGCAGGGCAUUUUCCGGGUGGUGAAAUCCGAGGCCCUGGCCAAGAUGUGGGGACAAAGGAAGAAAAACGACAGAAUGACGUACGAGAAGCUGAGCAGAGCUCUGAGGUACUACUAUAAAACGGGAAUUCUGGAACGGGUCGACCGAAGGUUAGUGUACAAAUUUGGAAAAAACGCACACGGGUGGCAGGAAGACAAGCUAUGACCGGCUCCAUCGUCUGGCUCCUGUUGAUGGAUUUCUGUUUUAAAGCAAUCACGUCGCAAUAGACAUUUGCAAGUCUUGGUUUUCGGUUUGUUUGUUUUUUAAACGUGCAAACAUGCUGAUAAAGUUGCUCCACAUCUCCGCUUACAUUUGGAUUCAGAGUUGUUGUUGUCUCCUCACGGGUGAUGGCAGCAACCCUUAAGAAAU